CUUUCGCCCAACCCACAAGGCCGGUGACUCCGGAAGGAUUCGGGCAGGCCGCCGGAUGUGACGCUGCAGCUCAGGCGCGCCGGAGGCAGUGGGGAGCGCCGAGAAAACAGGCCCAGUCCGAGGUCUGGCAGCCAGUGACAGAGAGGGGCGCCUGCGGCCCUCGCGACCCCGGCAGCACGAUGCCCGCGCUCCUGGAGCGCCCGAAGCUUUCCAACGCCAUGGCCAGAGCUCUGCACCGGCACAUCAUGAUGGAGCGGGAGCGCAAGCGGCAGGAGGAGGAAGAAGUGGACAAGAUGAUGGAACAGAAGAUGAAAGAGGAGCAAGAGAGAAGGAAAAAAAAAGAGAUGGAAGAGAGAAUGUCAUUAGAGGAAACCAAAGAACAAAUUCUGAAACUGCAGGAGAAACUUUUGGCUUUACAGGAAGAGAAGCACCAGCUUUUCCUGCAGUUAAAGAAAGUUUUACAUGAGGAAGAAAAACGGAGGCGAAAGGAGCAAAGUGACCUGACCACUCUGACAUCAGCCGCCUACCAGCAGAGCCUGACUGUUCACACAGGAACUCACCUCCUCAGCAUGCAGGGGAGUCCUGGAGGACACAGUCGCCCAGGCACCCUCAUGGCAGCUGACAGAGCCAAACAGAUGUUUGGACCCCAGGUGCUUACGACCCGGCACUAUGUGGGCUCAGCAGCUGCUUUCGCAGGGACCCCUGAGCAUGGGCAGUUCCAAGGAAGCCCAGGUGGUGCCUAUGGGACUGCUCAGCCCCCACCUCAUUAUGGGCCCACACAGCCAGCUUAUAGUCCUAGUCAGCAGCUUAGAGCACCUUCAGCAUUUCCUGCAGUGCAGUACUUAUCUCAGCCACAGCCACAGCCCUAUGCUGUGCAUGGCCACUUUCAGCCCACCCAAACAGGGUUCCUCCAACCUAGUGGUGCCCUGUCCUUGCAAAAGCAGAUGGAACAUGCUAAUCAGCAGACUGGCUUCUCUGACUCAUCUUCUCUGCGCCCCAUGCAUCCCCAAGCUCUACACCCAGCACCUGGUCUCCUCACCUCCCCUCAGCUCCCUGUGCAGAUGCAACCAGCAGGAAAGGCUUUGCCACUACCAGCCAACCUGGCCCUCGGCUCCCCUUCAUCCAACACAGCCAGAACCCACGCUUCUACCACAAGUGACCAUCAUAUAUUAUCUUCAACUCCAUCCCCCAUGGCUGAGGGUCUCCCUUGUGUGUCCCAGACCAAUAAAACCUACCUGCCACCCCUGCCUGCCGCUAUUUGUGUCACUUCCCACCCAGGGGCCUGGAAUAUGACAAAGCUGCUUGGGGGUGGGAAAUGGCUGGCAGACCCACAGCAAGUGAAAGUGAGGCAGUGGACCAUAAUAAACUGGUGGCAUUUAGUCUCUUUUUGGGUCCUGAAUACAUCUUCCAGUCAACAAGUACCCAUUUAAUUCAAGUAAGUGGUCGAGUUGAGGGCUUCAUAUUAAACUUGUAGUUUUAUUCAGGUUUGAUUUUAACAAAUGUGUUGGGGAGAGAGCCCACAGGAAAGGGUGAAGCCCAUGGGGGCAAGGCCCUCCCAGAUGCCUGAGGAGAGGGCACAUCCCCCUUCCCCUCUUCUCUUCCCUCCCCAUCUAAAGGGGUUUAGGGAGAGAUAUAGGCAAGGGAGAGAACUGGUCCCCAGUCUGUGGGGGUGGUAUUGGGGUAAAGAGCUAUGGGGAAUGGGACCAGACCAUUGACAAGUAGGGAGAAGGGGCACAAGGACUAUUUACAAGAAUCCACAGUAUUCUGAUUCCAAAUU
This is a messenger RNA of Octodon degus (degu), 1777 nucleotides long. RefSeq names its product G protein pathway suppressor 2 (gene Gps2). The coding region runs from base 180 to 1430 and encodes 416 amino acids. Lineage: Eukaryota; Metazoa; Chordata; Mammalia; Rodentia; Octodontidae. The transcript is spliced from 11 exons. Gene Ontology annotation, biological process: regulation of transcription by RNA polymerase II. The record is from RefSeq and is a predicted model, not a curated record. Gene Ontology annotation, molecular function: transcription coregulator activity. Gene Ontology annotation, cellular component: transcription regulator complex.